AUGUAUCACAAAAAUAUACCAUUACCUGCAAGCUUCGACCUCGACAAAAAGGAAGUGAAGCGAGCUGGCGUAGUCUGGACGGAAUGUGCCCAUAUUGUACCAGAAUCGACAUACUUCGAGAUAUCUGACGAGGAACCGCUGAGCUCCGUCGUUAAGAAGAGUGACUAUUCUGCCUCGCUCCUCGCUGUCUUGAAGCGUUUCGGCUAUAACGUCGAGAAUAUCAAUGGCUCUCAAGUACAUUCGUUGUGUAGCAUCAUGACGAUGGAACAAAAUGUUCGUGAUUCGUUUGAUCGCCUAGAGUUGUGGUUCGAGGCAACGGAAAUCGAGAACUGUUAUCGUAUCAGAACCGUCAUUGACAUGAUGCACAUACCAGACAAGGUUACAUUCACGCACCCCGCUAUCUUUGGUUCCGGCUCUCACGCGAACUCUCCACUCCCCUCCCCUGAGCUCCCCGCUCUACAUGGAUCAUGUGCCAAGGUUUCUCAUCUCUCGGGGGCAGCUACAUACCUUGACGAGCUGGAUCAAAAUCUAGAUGAUCUGCCUAUUUUAGGCGGCCGAUGGAGGGUCAUCUAA
Molecule: messenger RNA, 573 nt
Organism: Marasmius oreades (fairy-ring Marasmius)
Lineage: Eukaryota; Fungi; Basidiomycota; Agaricomycetes; Agaricales; Marasmiaceae
Exons: 3
Coding region: 1-573 (190 amino acids)
Source: RefSeq, a predicted model, not a curated record